GUUUUUAGCAGUUGCAGGAGAAGCUUCAGCUUCGUACAAUCACCAUGGGUGCGAAGGGCAAAGUCAAGAAGCUGAAAAAUGAAAUUGCUAGUGAAGAGUUGGGUGAAGACAAUUUAACUACUCCGUUGUCCAAGUCAAAGGGAAAUGCGACACAGCACAUUCACCAAUUGCAGAGACUUCAAGAAAAGGACCCAGAGUUCUAUCAAUUCUUGAAAGAGCAUGACAAGGAGCUUUUGGAAUUCGAUGAUGAAGAUAUUGAUGAGAAUGUUGAAACUGACAUGGGUGAUGAAGAGACGCAAGAGGAUAAGGAUGAAGAAACUGAUACACAUGAUGUGAAAUUCCUAGCCAAGACUGCAAAAAAGGAAGAGAAAUCUUCUAAAAAUGUUAUAACUAGUGCGAUGGUUGAUUCAUGGUGCAAUUCAAUUCAAGAAAAUGGAAAAGUAGGUGCAAUUCGAUCUCUUUUGAAAGCUUUUCGCAUUGCCUGCCAUUAUGGUGAUGAUGAUGAUGAGAAUGACUCUUCAACGAAGUUUAGUGUCAUGUCUAGCAGUGUCUUCAAUAAAGUAAUGUUAUCCGUUUUAAACGAAAUGGAUGGAAUUCUUCGAGGAUUGUUGAAACUGCCACCUUCUGGAGGAAAGAAGGAGAUGAUAGUAGAUCUGAUGAACACAAAACAGUGGAAGAAAUACAACCACUUGGUGAAAUCAUAUUUCGGAAAUUCUUUACAUGUUUUAAACCAAAUGACUGACACAGAGAUGAUAUCAUUUACAUUGCGGCGUCUAAGAUAUUCAACUAUAUUUUUGGCUGCUUUUCCUAGCUUCUUAAGGAAGUAUAUUAAGGUUGCUUUUCAUUUCUGGGGUACAGGGGGAGGUGCACUCCCAGUUGUCUCCUUUUUAUUUAUAAGAGACUUGUGCGUUCGGCUUGGUUCUGAUUGCAUAGAUGAGUGCUUCAAAGGGAUGUACAAAACCUACGUCAUGAGCUGCAAAUCUGUGAAUGCAACAAAAUUACAGCACAUUCAGUUUCUUGGGAAUUGUGUCACUGAACUCAUUGGGGUGGACCUUCCAGCAGCAUAUCAGCAUGCCUUUGUUUUCAUACGACAAUUGGCAAUGAUUUUACAGGAAGCACUUACUAUGAAAACUAAGGAAGCAUUCAGAAAGGUUUAUGAAUGGAAGUAUAUGAAUUGCCUUGAGCUUUGGACUGGAGCCAUCUGUUCAUAUAGUUCAGAAGCUGAUUUUAUACCUCUUGCUUACCCAUUGACUCAAAUAAUUUCUGGGGUAGCUCGUUUAGUACCUACUGCUGAAUACUUGCCCCUCAGAUUGCGUUGUGCUAGGAUGCUCAAUCGAAUUGCUGCUUCCACCAGUACAUUUAUACCUGUUUCUAUGCUCCUUUUAGACAUGCUGGAGAUGAAAGAACUGAAUAGACCCCUUACUGGACGUCUUGACAAAGCUGUUGAUUUGCGUACCGUACUGAAGGUAAGGAAAGCAACCUUAAAGACACGCGAGUUUCAAGAGCCAUGUGUUUUUUCUGUGGUUGAGGAGCUCACAGAACAUUUAGCUCAAUGGAGCUAUUCUGUUGCUUUCUUCGAGUUGUCUUUUAUUCCUCUUGUGCGGCUUCGUAAUUUCUGCAAAUCGACAAAAAUUGAGAGGUUCCGUCGAGAAAUGAGGCAGCUAAUUCGUCAGAUUGAGGCCAAUUCUGAGUUUACAAAUAAAAAGCGCUUGUCAGUUUCAUUUCUACCAAAUGAUCCUGCAGCUACAUCUUUUCUUGAGGAUGAGAAGAAGUCAGGGACUAGCCCUCUGUCGCAAUAUGCUGCAACUUUGCGUCAAAGAGCACAACAAAGAAAUAUCUCAUUGAGGGAAUCCAGUGUAAUUGUGGGUGAACACUCGUCUGUCUUUGGGAAUAAGAUACCAGAAAACGAUGAUGAUGAUACUAGGGAUGAGGAAGGUGCUGCUGUCUUUAGUUCCUCUUGGUUACCAGGAAGUGAUUCCAAGACCAAACAUCCUAGAGACAAGAAAGAGAAGAAAAAGAAGAAGAUACCAAAGGAACUACCGAAAGAUACAGCUUUCGAUGAAGAUGUUGUGGAGGACUUGAUCCUUAGUUCAGAUGAAGAUGGUUCUGCGAGUGACACCUCCUCAGCAGGGGAAGAUGUCAAAGCAGAGCCAGUGCCACAAAAACUGAAGAGCAAGAAGCGGAAACCGUCUGCAAAGUUGCCUAAAAAGGAAACACAAUUUCAUACAAAGAAGUCAAAGAAGAGGAAGAGAGCAAAUUGAUAAGCAGCCUGAGUUUGGUAUUUAUGAACUACAAAGAGAAGGAAGGAAAGAAGAUAAAAAUGAAUGCACAACCAUGAGCAUAUUCAUUCAUUUUCUUCAGUCAUUAUGGAGACAUUACAGUUCCUUUCAGCGAACUCAGUUUAUAUCCCAAGCGUACUUACUACUUGAUAUACGUGGGAUAUAUGUGGCACAGUUUCUCUGCAGUCCGGGCAUGCAUGCUUUUGUCCAGGUUUCUUAAAUAUAAUCUCUGUUACCUUUCUUUUGUGUUUACUUGAUUAAGGGAUAAUUUAAGGCCAUGAAAUGAGAAUGACAUUCAUUAGGAAUUAUUUGGAAGCAAUGAUUGAUUGAUUGCGUCACUUUUUUGUUUAUGAUUGAUUGGUUGCAGCAAAUGAUAUUGAUAUUGUGUGUGUUUUGAGUGAAACAAAUAUCACAGUUGCAUAAGUGU
Cornus florida is the source of this 2706-nucleotide messenger RNA. Its product is annotated as nucleolar complex-associated protein 2. NCBI's taxonomy places the organism in Eukaryota, Viridiplantae, Streptophyta, Magnoliopsida, Cornales, Cornaceae. Gene Ontology annotation, biological process: ribosomal large subunit biogenesis. The transcript is spliced from 12 exons. The record is from RefSeq and is a predicted model, not a curated record. Gene Ontology annotation, cellular component: nucleolus; Noc1p-Noc2p complex; Noc2p-Noc3p complex. The coding region runs from base 45 to 2261 and encodes 738 amino acids.